AUGAAGGGAACAACUACUCUACUCAUCUUAGCCACUUUUUCUUCCCUUUCCCUUGUAAGCUAUUCCCGAGUGGGCGACUUGAUAACGAGCAUUUGCUCUCAAGGACCGCCCCUAAACGAGGCCUUGUGCGAAUGCACCUUAAGCUCGGCCAAUUGCGGAAACCCUAACGACACCUCAAAAGCCGCCUUUACAUGCAUGGGCCGUUUCGCGAAUAAAGCGGCCAUAAACGCCACCACACAGUUGCGGACCGUCGCCAAGAGUCUCACCAAUGCCAGACUAGCCAAGUUGUGUGUGGGCCACGUCAAAGAUGCCAUUGACCAACUUAAGGGUUGCACCAACAAGAUUUGGAAAACGAACAUCGAUAUCAUCAACUCCAAGUGCUCGGCUGCUGAGACAGAUAUCGACAACUGUAUAGAUGAUUACAAUGACUUGGACCAAAGCAUACCGGAGGUUUUGCAGAAUUCUAUCGGCAAAGCAAAGGACCUCAUCACCAUCAUGCUCGCCAUCACCAACACGACCUCACAUAUCUGA
Molecule: messenger RNA, 531 nt
Organism: Striga asiatica
Lineage: Eukaryota; Viridiplantae; Streptophyta; Magnoliopsida; Lamiales; Orobanchaceae
Source: the annotation of a GenBank genome assembly